UUUCUGGGUGAUCAACAUUCAAGUGCAGUACAACGCCUUAUAGUUGCUACUAUUGUUAUUGUUUUAAUCUCUGCUAUGCUUCAACGGUCAUCCUCUUUCGUUGUUAUAUGCUUUACUGUCAAGACCAUUUAAAUAUUCGUCAUUAUCAAAGACCCCCGAUUGAAGAGGAAUUAAAGGGGGAAGAGUCUAAAUGUGGUGGUAAUUUGUCCUUAUUAAAUUUAAAAAAUGAAAAAGAAGAAAAAGGGUUGUUUAACCCUAUAAAGAAGACAACAACCACCUUUGAAAAUUUAGAAAAAAAUUUGUUAAAAAAUGAAAAUGGAGGAGUUAAACGUUAUUAUAAUAACAAUAAUAAAUGUAUUUCAAAUAAAUAUUCUUUUAAAAAUAUUUUUGAUGAUGAUUAA
Meloidogyne enterolobii is the source of this 401-nucleotide messenger RNA. The record is from the annotation of a GenBank genome assembly. Lineage: Eukaryota; Metazoa; Nematoda; Chromadorea; Rhabditida; Meloidogynidae.